CCGAGAUCCCCUUCCACUCGAUGCAUUGUUUGCGCAGACUUGUUCUUGGAUCGGUCUUCCUAUUUGUUACUUUGACUGUUCUCCUUCUUUUGUAUUUAUGGAGCGAUGGAAUAGAUAUCUCUAUUUAUGGCAGGUUUCAGUACUGGGACGGCUUGUCUGUACCUGAUCCGGUGAACGUCACCAGGCUCAAUGCCUUUGUGAAGAGGCUCAACACGGCUAAGUUGCUUGCGAAUCACUGUGAGUCGUUCUGGGACGAGACGCUCGAUGCCAACCCCACAAUCGCUCGACUUGAGCGAGAAUCGCUGCGAGAUUUGGACCUUACUGAAGAUGGCGCGGCAGCUGCGGUGCAGUUUCCCUCUUAUCGGUACAAGCCUCUGUACCUGAGUGUCAUCAAUGGAAGCCUCUACUGCCACCCAUUGUCUGACUGCAAACCGCGAAGCCGCGACCAACUGAUGGAUGUCAAAACCACGCACUUUAUCCAAAGGCUUGUUGACGCCCUGCAUCACGCAAGGAAGAAUGGGGAGACUGUGAGCGAUGCGGCGUUCGCAGCUCAUUUUGAGGACUGCCCGAAGAUGUGGUGGGCAUUCAGCGUCUGGCCCUAUCUGGUCAUUGUGGCAUUUCUGCAGGUGGGCAGAGAUGACUGGGGGUGACUUCUGCCAGCAGGAUGACUUCUACAUCGAUCCAGCCAACAAGACAAGUCCUCGACCGCUGUUAUUAUCGGAGUCUUCCUUCAUCAACCUGACGUGGGAUAUUCCGGCGAUUCCCUAUAACAGCCACAACAAUGACGAGGAGGCAUUGACCAGACAGACCCUCUCGAGCUUACUCUAUGGCAAGGGCUCUUCCCCUGACUCAUGGUCACAUGCCUGGAGCAGAAAAAGGGAAAGCGUUUUCUUCAUCGGCAAGUGAAUGACUCAUUCAACCAUUCGUUCACUCAUUCAUUCACUCAUUCAAUCAUUCACCAUGCAGGGCGCAACAACGAUCCAUUUAGGCUGCAAGUCGCCUGCGAAGUGAAUGUGCUGGAGCCGCCGCUAUCCAGAAAACUCUACAUUUCUGACGCCGGGGAGGAGAAGAGGUGGAGAAAUAACUGCACGGAGAAGGCGGCACAGUUGCAACGGUGGGUGUGCGAUAUUCUAUACAAUUGUCACGCGACCUCUAUACUGCUUGCGCAGGGAGCUGGGAUGUAUCGCUAGGCAUAUUUGCCGUCCAGAGCCCGUUAGCGCAGACGAGUGGCAGAAAGAGCUCCUUCAGCAUAAGUAUGCUUUGGAUCUCCCUGGCAUCGGCCCCUGGUCAGCCCGGCUGCGCCUCUUGCUGCUAGCUGGAUCCGUGAUCUUUCAGCAAACACGCAGCUUUGAGGCUGCUCAGGUAAAAUGGGCACUGAGCACCGUGGUAGGCUUGUCUCAACUCACUGUUCCUGUGGUCAUUCAGUUUUACGACCUACUGCUCAAGAGAAAUGGUGUGCUCCACCAAUUCAGUACGUCGAAGGAAUUGGUGGAAAGGGUGAAGUGGUUUCGGCAGCAUGACCAAGUGGCGAGGAGGAUUGCAUUGGCGGGUCAUACAUUUGCAUGGCACUGUUUGACGCGAGAGGGCAUACGGCAGUUCUUGAUGACCUGGUUGAGGCGUCUUGGUCGCAUUAGUAAGCGGCAAUCGCCGGCAAGAAGACAGACAGACAGCAGCUGCCACACUGACGAGGCUAUCUCCCUCAUGGAUCAUGAGACAGGAGUCCUUGAUGACGUGUUACAGAGAUGUGUCUGACAUACAUGAUUUGGUCGUGUCUGUACGUAACUCUAUUUGUUGGACGGGACUGCAUACAACCCGCUAUUUCGAAGCGACAGACACAAUGCUGUGUGGUGCUUGUCUACUGUACAUUGCAUAUCUCAGUCUCAAAGGGGAGAUCCCGUCAGUAG
Molecule: messenger RNA, 1904 nt
Organism: Vitrella brassicaformis
Lineage: Eukaryota; Vitrellaceae
Source: the annotation of a GenBank genome assembly